AUGAGUGAGGAAGAAUUCUACCGGAUCGAGGACCCUGAACAAGAUUUGUAUUUAACUCGGCAGGGCAAGAGCAUCAUAGUUAAAAGACGAUCAGAUGAUCAACAGAUUUCAUCGACAUAUAUUAGAGACUGGACUCAAUUGGUUGGGUGUCAUUGGGACACUAUCCUGGGGCGAUAUCUUUCGAUAAUGUUCAAUGAUGGAUCAAUUCGACUCAUUGAUACUAAUGACAAUGGCAAAUUAAUUUCGUUUAUGAGGACGGGAUUGACAAACUCAGAUAGUUCAUAUUGGAGUAGAUUGCUUGUAAACACCAGCAAUAAAGGUAUUAAAAUUAUGAAUAUAUCAGAAAGUUUCCCAAACUUAACAAAAUUUUCUAUGGAGAACGAAACUAUUAAAUUCGAACCCUUUGAUUUAGUGAGUAAGAAAUGGAGGAAAAUAGAUAAUGAUCCAAUCAAUGAAAAAAAAGGAAAUAAACGACAAGUUCUGGAUUUUCAUAUUAUGCAUAGUGGAUUAAAUGAUGAAGUAUCUUUCAUACUUAAUGGUAGUCUAUCAUUGAAGACCAUGAAUAAUGGCCAAGGGCAAAAAGUUUGUAAAAUAAUAAAUGAAGAUUCUGGAAUUUAUCAAUUCUGGUACAGUGAAGGUCAUAGACAUGAAAUCGAUUUAUCUUUGAUACUAGGUAAUAAUAACAAUAUGUCUCUUCUACAUGAUAUUAUAGAGUUUCAAGAAUUGAUUCAAUAUUUAAAAACCAACAUAACGUUCUUACAUGAUAAAAUAAUUAAACCUUACACAGAUUUCUUAGAGAAGAUUACAAACGUAUCUUACGAUAGAUUAGAACUAUAUGACGAUUUAAAUCAGUUGAUAUUUACUGGUGAGGUCGAAGAGACUUUAGCAGAUUGGUUAAAGUAUACCAUUGGAGAAAGAAAUAUACAGACGUGGAGAGAUAAAUCUUCAAAAAUGUAUGAAAAUGGUUCUGAAGUAUUACAAUUGGGCAUUAUUAAUGCAUUUGAAAGAGUAUUUAUAUCGUUAGAGAGGAUAUCCGGUUCUUUGUCUCUAUUGUUCAAUAAUAAUAAUAAUAAUAAUAAUACUAUAUCAGAUGAUGAAGAUGGAACACAAUUUGAGUCACAACUCGCAAAAUUAUAUGAGUUAUUUAAAAUUAUGUUUAAGACUACACAUGAAAUAAUAUCUACAAAUAAUAGAUCAAGAAGAAUAAUUAAACAUUUUUUAGAUUGGUUAGAAGAUAAAGUCCGAGAAGUCAAUAAAACUGACAAUGAUGCUAACAAUAAUGAACAUAAAAACAAAAACUUAGAUUAUUUUGAUGAGGCUACCACUGUACCACAUAUUAAAGAAGGAUUAAAACUUGUAUGUUUUUCGUCUAAUGAUAACGACAAUUUUUUCUUUAUCUCGAAGGAAUUCAAUGGAAUAUUAAAUGAAAUUACUCAAAUUGUUACUACUGAAAUAAUAAACAUAUCUAUUAUCCCUAAAUUCGAAUCAUUUUUAAUUCAAAAGGAUUACCAUACUAUAUUCCCACAUGAGGAUAAUCUAACAUCAUUUGAACUAUUAGAUAUUGCAACAAUGAAUAUAGCUUCCACCUCACCCAUUGUUAUAGGAUCAUCAAAGGACGUUAGUAUAAUGGUCUAUAAAAGAACCGCACAACAACAAGGAGAAGUUGAUCAUAUAUUCAUUGGCACAUUAUAUGGAUCACAAAUUAAUUUAUCAACGUUUCCGCUCUGGGAAGUUCAAGCAGCCCACCUCACACCAACACAAUUAUACAGUCAACGUAUUAAGAAGUCAAGUAACAGAUUCAAUUUAAUAUUACAAGUACGUACCGCAAGCGGUGUCAUUGAAUAUUUACCAUAUAUCUUUGAAAUAAGACAGCAUAGUAGAGGUAAUAAUAAUAUUGUUAUUGGAAUUCGUCAUCAGAAUGAAAAUAACGAUAAUGAUCAUCCUGGAUACACAUCAGAUUGGUUUGCUCAAAACUUCUCGAUAGAGCAAAUAUAUCCCGAGCUAACAACAGAACAACAGAACAACAUCAACGCAACUCACUAA
This is a messenger RNA of Maudiozyma barnettii, 2043 nucleotides long. It is a transcript of the gene APC4, whose product is annotated as anaphase promoting complex subunit 4. The record is from RefSeq and is a predicted model, not a curated record. Bases 1 to 2043 code for a protein of 680 amino acids. NCBI's taxonomy places the organism in Eukaryota, Fungi, Ascomycota, Saccharomycetes, Saccharomycetales, Saccharomycetaceae. The transcript has a single exon.